Messenger RNA from Symbiodinium natans, 1359 nucleotides. NCBI's taxonomy places the organism in Eukaryota, Dinophyceae, Suessiales, Symbiodiniaceae. The record is from the annotation of a GenBank genome assembly.
AUGAAGGAGGUGUUCGAUGUCACUGAGGACGACCCAAUCGUACUGCCACCUGCAGCCAACAUGGGUGCGGGCUACCCAAACGGAAGGCUGCUCUACCGCAUGGAUGAUCAGUUCCAAAGGACUGGCCCUGGAGAAGGGGACUUCAGCGACGAGAUUGAGCUGCUGAGCCGGCCCAUUUACGUGUGCUGGCAGGGCUACUUUCUCAUCGUCAACGGUGGGGAAUACAUGAUCCGACUCCGCUCGGACGACAGCGGCCGCCUGAGUAUGGGUGGCCGGGGCCUUGGUGGAGAGUCCGUGGUGGUGGUGAACGACGGCCUGCAGGAAGGAGCCUCUGCGAGGGAUACCCGGCUCUUCAUGCGGCCCGGCCUGCACCCCGUGCCGCGGCCUCCAGGGAUCCAGGCGGAUCUUCCACAAGUGCUUAAUGUGCUGCCUUUUGCUGUGAAGAGCUACGAUGAAGAGAGCGAUAAGUCGGUGCAGUCCUCUCUUCCCAGGUCGCUGCCCGCUGGGAAGAAUGAAGACAUGCCGUCUGCAAAGUCUCUGACCAGGUCUUGCGGCGCCAUGGAUGGCGCAUUUCUGGACCUGCCAGACCCGUCAUUCUCUGUGCCCAAUCUGUUGCAGUACCUUACCGUGGAUGACAUCAUGGAGUGUCGCCUGACAUCCCGGCAGGUGUUGAUAAGGCACAUGGAGGAAAUGGGCAGGUUGGAUAGGUCCGAGUCGAUUCUCGAUUUUUCUGCGAGAUGGGAUUCUGCCCUCGAAGACCCUGAAGCCUUCGAUGCCGAUGCCUGCGGAGAUGAUGUCGAGCAGAUGAAGUACUUUGAGUGUCGGUGGUGGUGUAUGAAGCUGGCAUGUGCCAGAAAGACCCAUUUCGCAGAAAGGGAUGCCCGCCGCAUCGUCGUCGCGAACCUUCGAGACCUGCUAGAGCGCUGCGGCGACGUGGAUGCAGCUGUGAGGAAAGCUGCGCACUAUAUUGUUCGCAGCUAUGGGAGGGGUGGUCUGCCUUGCGUGCAGCAACUGAUUGCGGAAGCCAUGCUUGGCCUGAUGGAGAGUGUCCUGCAAGAGUCCACCGAAAUCAGCCAAGAGGUUUGGACAGAGGUAAGAAUGUGCUCACGCCAUCUUGAGAAUGUCGUGCGUAGACUGGAGAAGCCUCAGCGCCAGAGGUGGGUGUCCCUGCUGGUCAGAGUCCUGCUUAGUCGGCAACCAUUUGUGGACCCAAAGGCAUUGUUCAGUGACCUCCAGCUCCUUUGGCGAGCUGAUGACGAUCCUGGACGAAGCUAUGCAGAAGCAGAGCAGCAGAUGAUUUCUGCCAGAGACAUUGACAUGUGGCAAGGGGUUUCGGAUCUCAUGUACCGCUGCUGCUGA